Molecule: messenger RNA, 480 nt
Organism: Mesocestoides corti
Lineage: Eukaryota; Metazoa; Platyhelminthes; Cestoda; Cyclophyllidea; Mesocestoididae
Source: the annotation of a GenBank genome assembly
AUGAUGAAUUUAAUCAGGUUGUUCUCACGUGCCAGUCGUCCCGUAUUUGCAAAAGGGAUCUCUACGUCUUCGAUCCUGAAUGCAGACCUCAGCCUUACUUUCGCUUCUCCACGGUCGGUUUAUUAUAGUAAAGUAAAUGUCAAGCAAGUUGACGUCCCCGGUAUUUCGGGUGCCUUUGGUAUUCUUCCGGAACACGUUCCUACCAUCGCAUCUCUCCGACCUGGUGUCGUUGCUGUGACCGAGAACGAUGGGUCAAUUAAAAAGUACUUUGUAAGUAGUGGGACCGUCACAGUAAAUGCUGACUCAAGUCUUCAGAUCCUUGCUGAGGAAGCUGCCACUUUAGAUCAAUUAGAUCCUCAGGCGGUUCGCGACGGUCUUGCGAAGGCCCAGUCACAGCUCUCUUCUGCAACCACUGACCAGGCUAAAGCCGAAAUUCAAAUCAGUAUAGAAGCUUUUGAAGCUAUGGCUAAUGCUGUUUAA